Messenger RNA from Trichomycterus rosablanca, 898 nucleotides. RefSeq names its product histone H2B-like. Bases 1 to 375 code for a protein of 124 amino acids. Gene Ontology annotation, cellular component: nucleosome. Gene Ontology annotation, molecular function: protein heterodimerization activity; DNA binding; structural constituent of chromatin. The transcript is spliced from 3 exons. The record is from RefSeq and is a predicted model, not a curated record. Lineage: Eukaryota; Metazoa; Chordata; Actinopteri; Siluriformes; Trichomycteridae.
AUGCCCGAACCAGCGAAGUCCGCGCCCAAGAAGGGCUCCAAGAAAACCGUCACCAAGACCGCCGGCAAAGGAGGCAAGAAGCGCAGAAAGGCCAGGAAGGAGAGCUACGCUAUCUACGUGUACAAGGUCCUGAAACAGGUCCACCCUGAUACCGGGAUCUCCUCCAAGGCUAUGGGCAUCAUGAACUCCUUCGUCAACGACAUUUUCGAGCGUAUCGCUGGUGAGUCCUCUCGUCUGGCUCACUACAACAAGCGCUCCACCAUUACCUCCAGGGAGAUCCAGACCGCCGUGCGCCUGCUGCUUCCCGGUGAGCUGGCCAAGCACGCCGUGUCCGAGGGUACCAAGGCCGUCACCAAGUACACCAGCUCCAAGUAAAGCGCCUUAGUCGCUCUGGCAAACCAACGGCUCUUCUAAGAGCCACCCAUCUUAUCAACUGCACCUAGACCUGUUGGAGCAGUACAGCCAGAACUUGGCCCUAGCAGUACAUCUGAAGAAAACAAACCUAGAUGUCAGGAACACAUGGCACCAGUUUACCAUGGUCAGCACUGCUCUGGAGCACACAAUAGCUACUCAAAUCUGAAUCUACAUACUACACAAACAACAGCGGUCAGAAACUGAGCAUCAUGUUAGGAGAGGAGAAGGAGAGGAGAAGGAGAGGAGAAGGAGAGCAGCACUGAAACAGCACAGUAUGUAUCUGCCUCCAACAGUCUGAGAGACACGGACUGAUACACCCGAACAGAGGAACAGUCUGAAUUAACCCACAAAGAGAAAAUGUUCCAUAUAUACAUGUUUUAUUUUGUAUAUUCAUAGUUUUUUUAAUGCUUUGGCAAUACUUUUAGUACUACAACAGUCACGCUAAUAAAGCUCUUUGAUUAAAAUAGAAAGAGAAAAAACAGAU